This is a messenger RNA of Equus quagga, 1230 nucleotides long. It is a transcript of the gene FGFBP1, whose product is annotated as fibroblast growth factor binding protein 1. Gene Ontology annotation, molecular function: growth factor binding. The record is from RefSeq and is a predicted model, not a curated record. The transcript is spliced from 3 exons. Bases 111 to 890 code for a protein of 259 amino acids. Lineage: Eukaryota; Metazoa; Chordata; Mammalia; Perissodactyla; Equidae. Gene Ontology annotation, biological process: cell-cell signaling.
GACUGGAGGAGCAUUCCAGACGAGACAGCUGCCAGCCCUCAGGCUCCCUCUGGCAUCUGGGAUUGCACUGGAUCUGCACACUCUGAGCAAGGUUCCUCCAAGCUGAAGCCAUGAGGAUCCACAGCCUCACCCUGCUGCCCUUCCUCCUUCUGGCCGCUCAGGUAUUCUUGGUGGAGGGCCAAAAGGAAAUACAGAACCAAGAUGUCAGCAAAGCCACGACGGAUAAACUGCACACUCUGGGAAACCCCCAGAUUGAGCAGAGAAGCCAGCCAGCCAAACACCUGAAGAAAGGCAAGUUUGUCACCCAAGACCAUGCCGACUGCAGGUGGGUGGUGACUGAGCUGGGGAAGGGCAUCUCCCUGAAGAUUGAGUGCACCCAACAGGAAAAGAAGUUUUCCUGUGUCUUUACUGGCAAUCCAACCUCAUGCCUAGAGUUGAACAAAAAGAAUAUGUAUUGGAAACAAAUUGGCCGGAGUCUGCGCUCUCAGAAGGCCAUCUGUGGAGACUCCAAGAGCGUCCUGAAGACCAGGGUGUGUAGAAAGAAGUUUCCAGAAUCCAAUCUCAAGCUAGUGAACUCCACUCUGAUUGACAGCAAGAAACCCAGCCAGGAGUAUAUGGAGCCCUCACCUAGCAAGCAGAGCAAGGUCACUGAGGCAUCCUUCAUGGAGCCUAACAAGGUCAAACAGUUUUCUUCCAGGGAGCAGAUCAAGGUCAAAGAGAACACCCCCACCAGCCCAAUGGAGACCCAAACUAUGGCCAUCAACAAUCCCGAGUGUGUGGAUGACCCAGACAUGGUAAACCAGAGGAAGACAGCUCUGGACUACUGUGGAGAGUCUUGGAGCUCCUUCUGCCUGUUCUUCCUCACCAUGUUUCAGAGCAAUACAUGCUAAACAGGUCUAAACAGAACAGAAUCCAUUAGGAGUUGUUAUGUCAAAUCUCGUCAAUAUGCUGUAAAGCUCUCCAAGCAAAAUGAACAUUUGUGCUACAGGAGCACAUUGGAAUAUUUAAACAGGUUUUGUAAUUUUUGUAGUUGUGUUUUGGAACUUACUUUAUAGUCAUGUGAUUUUCAGAGGUUGUUCACCUGAGUAUAUGUUUCCAUGCCCCACAGAGCUAUGUGUAUAUGAGGAAUGAUGACAAGUAUUAGAGCUGAAUGAGCCAAAGUGAAUUCAGUGUGAUACACUUUCUGCUGAAUUAACAAAGAUAAUAAAGCUCUGGGUGUUUUUCAGAAAA